Molecule: messenger RNA, 1851 nt
Organism: Gossypium raimondii (Peruvian cotton)
Lineage: Eukaryota; Viridiplantae; Streptophyta; Magnoliopsida; Malvales; Malvaceae
Product: BAHD acyltransferase DCR
Exons: 1
Coding region: 69-1469 (466 amino acids)
Source: RefSeq, a predicted model, not a curated record
ACCAGUCUUCCUCAGCUACUAUUGAUCAGCUCAGACAUUGGAAAACAAAAACACUAUUAUAUAUCACCAUGCCUUCUUCACCUUCUUUUACUCUUGUGUCUAGAUGCACGGUUUCCCCAGACCAAAUAUCUGACAUCAAAACCUUAAAGCUUUCGGUUUCUGACAUCCCUAUGCUUUCAUGUCAGUACAUUCAAAAAGGGGUUUUGCUCACUUCUCCUCCUUAUUCGUUCGACGACCUCGUGUGCUUCCUUAAACAAUCCCUGUCCACUACUCUCUCCUACUUCCCUCCUUUGGCUGGUCGUCUCACCACCGACCCCGACGGUCACGUCCACAUCACCUGCAACGAUGCCGGCAUUGACUUCCUCGUUGUGAAAUCCCCCAAUAUAUCCAUUCACAACGUUUUGGUCCAAGGCGAUGUCCCCGAUUGUGUCAAACAGUUUUUCACUUUCGACAAGACACUUAGUUACUCAGGUCACUUCAAGCCCUUAGCUGCAGUUCAAGUUACCGAGUUGGCCGACGGGGUUUUUAUUGGGUGUAUAGUGAAUCACGCUGUGACCGAUGGGACUUCAUUCUGGCACUUUUUCAACACUUUCGCUGAGAUCACCAAAGGGGCUUUAAAAAUAUCGAAAUCUCCCGAUUUUGGUCGGAACACCGUGUUUAAUUCCCAAGCCGUGCUUAAAUUCCCUCCCGGAGGACCCACCGUUACUUUCGCCGGCGACGAGCCGUUGAGGGAAAGGAUUCUUCAUUUCAGCAGAGAAGCGAUUUUAAAACUUAAAUACAGAGCUAAUUACGGUUGUUUAUUAACUAAACAAACGAAUUCCGAAGUCUUAGGCAAGCUCUGUAACGACAGUUGGAAAUCCGUUAACGUGGAAACUAACGGUAAAGUGAGAAACAGUAAUGAUGAGAUUUCGUCCUUUCAAUCACUCUGUGCUCAGCUUUGGAGGUCGGUGACCCGGGCCAGGAAAUUGGAGCCAACCAAAACGACGACGUUUAGGAUGGCGGUGAAUUGCCGCCACAGGUUGGACCCAAAGCUGGAGCCGUACUACUUCGGAAACGCGAUUCAGAGUAUUCCGACUUUCGCCUCAGCUGGUGAGUUGCUGGGAAAGGACUUGAGCUGGGCCGCCGAUAUACUGCAUAAAAACGUGGUGGCGCAUAACAAUGAUACGGUGCGGAAAGGUGUAGCGGAUUGGGAGAAGCAGCCGAGGUUGUUCCCGUUGGGUAACGCUGACGGUGCAUCAAUCACCAUGGGGAGCUCUCCCAGAUUCCCAAUGUACAAUAAUGAUUUUGGGUGGGGGCGACCUUUGGCGGUGAGGAGUGGUAGGGCCAACAAGUUUGAUGGGAAGAUCUCAGCCUUUCCUGGGAGAGAUGGGAACGGGAGCGUUGAUCUGGAGGUUGUUUUGGCCCCUGAUACCAUGUUGGAGGUUGAGAAUGACGCUGAGAUUAUGCAGUACGUAUCCGAAUUCCUGUGAGUGCAAUCAGUAGGGAAAAGAAACAUAAAUCCGAGGUGGCAAUUUGUGAUGGGUGAGAAGUUGUUAAACCGUUACCCAAAUCUUGGAGGAAGAAAAUACCACCAUAAACUUGAACGGCUGUGAUUUCAUUUCCUGUAAACUCAAAAAAAAGAAAAAAAGGUUACCCCUAUAAAAAUGGAUCAAGUCAGAAACCAUAAAAUUCGAGUUAUUUUCCCAAUUCUUGUGUCGGUUAGGUUUCAUAUAUAUAUGGUUUGGAAAUUUUUUGGUAUUAUAUACAUAUAUGUGUAAUGGCAACAUAAUAUUAGAAUGGGUAGCGGCAACUAUCCGGUUCAUCUCAGGUCCUUAUUAUCUCUAAUACUAGCUAUGGAGGCAUGUUUUGUCA